AUGGAGGUAGCCACCAUUACUGACGCAUUUUCGCGCUCCUUCUCGGUUGCCGCUCGGGCGAACGCAUGGCCAACAAUGCACAGAAUAAAACUCGUGCGACACAUACAUACCAGUGCCAGUACACCGACCGGACGCAGUGUCAGCAGCACAGCAGCAGCAGCUGCGUGGGGUGAAGCGGUGGAGAAGAGCGUACGGCCGCAAGACGGCGCACGCUACCCGUUGCAGAUGCGAGAUUACAUACCCACCGUCAACUUUUGUUGGUUGGACGCAAGCAAGUAUCCAAGUUGGGCCGUCGGAUCAGUCUCUCGCCUGGGCAGGCGAGGCGGGGCGAGGGAACGAGAUAUCCGCCCGUACGUAGGCAGCCAAACUACUGCGCGAUGGAAACGCGAUGGUGACGAGAUGAGACGAGAUCACGCCGAGAUGAGAUUGGAUGGGAGGGGGGAGGGGGGGGAGCGGGAGCGAUCGUUGUUUCUCAUCUGCGUUUAUCGGUCUACCGCUGACCGGGGUUUUGGUCGCGAAGAAAAAAGGUCGAUGUGA
Molecule: messenger RNA, 537 nt
Organism: Dothidotthia symphoricarpi CBS 119687
Lineage: Eukaryota; Fungi; Ascomycota; Dothideomycetes; Pleosporales; Dothidotthiaceae
Exons: 2
Coding region: 1-537 (178 amino acids)
Source: RefSeq, a predicted model, not a curated record